Messenger RNA from Phascolarctos cinereus (koala), 3410 nucleotides. It is a transcript of the gene THRAP3, whose product is annotated as thyroid hormone receptor associated protein 3. Gene Ontology annotation, biological process: positive regulation of transcription by RNA polymerase II. The record is from RefSeq and is a predicted model, not a curated record. Gene Ontology annotation, cellular component: mediator complex. Gene Ontology annotation, molecular function: DNA binding; transcription coregulator activity. Lineage: Eukaryota; Metazoa; Chordata; Mammalia; Diprotodontia; Phascolarctidae.
CGUCGGAGAGCGGGGACGCGGGACGGAGAGACGGAGGUACUACGGUCGGACCGGACGGGCGGGCGGAGAACGGGUUGGGAUCAGGACCGAGGCUGUGGCGGAGGCGAGGUUUGGCCUGGUCUGGUUCUGCUGUUGAGAGGCUUGUAGCUGCAGUCCGCCCCGGAGACUCUGCACCAGUGACAAGAUCUACAGCUUUGGAGACUGAUGUCUUCUGUCCAUUAAACAGAAUAUUUGCUUCCUGACUUUGCAGUUGGAGAAAUUUAAGACACUGCCAGUGCCCUUUUUGAGAAAGUGCACUUUUGGGAGGGGUGUAAGCUGUCGUUCAAAUAAGGUGUAUUUGAAAAGUAACCCCCUCUUCAGAUAUGUCAAAAACAAACAAAUCCAAGUCAGGGUCUCGUUCUUCCCGCUCAAGAUCUGGAUCAAGGUCUCGAUCUCGUUCUUUUUCAAAGUCCCGAUCUCGAUCUCGAUCAGUGUCCCGCUCCAGGAAACGCAGACUGAGUUCUAGGUCCCGUUCCAGAUCAUAUUCUCCAGCUCAUAACAGAGAAAGGAACCAUCCAAGAGUAUAUCAGAACCGAGAUUUCCGAGGUCACAACCGAGGCUAUAGAAGGCCCUAUUAUUUCCGUGGUCGCAACAGAGGCUUUUAUCCAUGGGGCCAGUAUAACCGAGGAGGCUAUGGAAACUACCGGUCAAAUUGGCAGAAUUACCGCCAAGCAUAUAGUCCUCGACGGGGCCGUUCUCGAUCCCGGUCCCCAAAAAGAAGGUCCCCUUCACCCAGGUCUAGGAGCCAUUCUAGAAACUCUGAUAAGUCUUCCUCUGACAGGUCAAGGCGCUCUUCAUCUUCUCGAUCUUCCUCUAACCAUAGCCGGGUUGAGUCUUCUAAGCGCAAAUCUGUAAAGGAGAAGAAGUCAUCUUCCAAGGAAAACCGGCCAUCACAGUCUGCUGGAGAUAACCAAGGUGAUGAUUCCAAGGAGCAGCCUUUCCCUGGAGGUACCUCUCAGGAUGCUAAACCGUCAGAGAGCUCAAAGCCAUGGCCUGAGGCCACUACCUAUGGUGCUGGCUCAGCAUCAAGAGCUGCUGUGUCUGAGCUGAGCCCCCGAGAGCGUAGCCCUGCCCUCAAAAGCCCUCUGCAGUCAGUGGUGGUGAGACGGCGUUCUCCCCGCCCUAGUCCUGUGCAGAAACCCAGCCCUCCACUCUCCACACCAUCUCAGAUGGGCUCAGCUCUGCAGAGCAGCACUGGCUUUCAGGCUGGAACUCACCAAAGCCAAUUUGAUCAUGGUGCUGGGGGCUUGAGCCCAUCCAAAAAGAGCCCUGUGGGUAAGAGUCCCCCAGCCAUUGGUUCCACUUACGGCUCUUCGUCACAGAAGGAGGAAGUAUCUGCUCCAGGAGGAGUGGCCUAUUCUAAGAGGUAUCUCGAAGAGCAGAAGUCUGAGAAUGGAAAAGAUAAGGAACAGAAACUAACAAAUGUUGAUAAGGAAAAAAUAAAAGAGAAAGGGAGCUUCUCUGAGUUGGGCUUGGGAGAUCCAAAAGUGAAGUCUGACCCAUUUGCUCCUAAAGCUGAUGCUGAGAAACCUUUUCGGGGCAGUCAGUCUCCCAAGAGAUAUAAGCUCCGAGAUGAUUUUGAGAAGAAGAUGGCUGAGUUCCACAAAGAAGAGAUGGAUGAGCAAGACAAGGAGAAGUCAAAGGGCCGGAAGGAGUCAGAGUUUGAGGAUGAGCCCAAAUUUAUGUCCAAAGUCAUUGCAGGCACCAGCAAAGGCCAGGAGGACGAGCGGCCUGGCAAGUGGGAAGGCCUGGUGUAUGUGCCUGCAGGAAAGGAAAAGCAGAGGAAGGCUGAGGAGCUGGAGGAUGAUGCAUACCCCGACCGGCCCAAGAAGGAGGAGCGGGCCACUGCCAAGCGGACCGAGGCCACCACACACAGGGGCUUUGUGCCUGAGAAGAACUUCCGGGUGACUGCCUACAAGGCCCUGCCAGAGAAGAGCUCAUCCCCGCCACCCCCACCAUCCAGGAAGGCCACCACCACCACCCCGGCGGCCACUGAGGCCCGAGACAAGCUGGGCCCUCCCAGGGCCGAGAGCCUGCCCCUGGGCAAAUCCUCCUUCUCUAUCACCCGAGAGGCCCAAGUCAAUGUCCGCAUGGACUCCUUCGAUGAGGACCUGGCCCGUCCCAGUGGCUUAUUGGCUCAGGAACGCAAACUCAGUCGAGAUCUAGUCCAUAGUAACAAAAAAGAUCAGGAAUUCCGUUCCAUUUUCCAACACAUUCAGUCUGCUCAGUCUCAGCGGAGCCCUUCAGAGCUAUUUGCCCAGCACAUUGUAACUAUCGUUCACCAUGUUAAAGAGCAUCAUUUUGGAUCCUCAGGAAUGACAUUGAAUGAACGAUUUACUAAAUACCUAAAGAGGGGAACAGAGCAGGAUGCAGCUAAAAACAAGAAGAGUCCAGAGAUUCACAGGAGGAUAGAUAUUUCUCCCAGUACGUUCAGAAAACAUGGUUUGGCUCAUGACGAGAUGAAAAGCACCCGGGAGCCUGGCUACAAGGCUGAGGGAAAAUACAAAGAUGACCCAGUUGAUCUUCGCCUUGAUAUUGAACGUCGUAAAAAACAUAAGGAACGUGAUCUUAAACGAGAUAAGUCAAGAGAAUCUGUGGAUUCCCGAGAUUCAAGCCACUCAAGGGAGAGAUCAGCUGAAAAGACUGAGAAAACUCACAAAGGAUCCAAAAAGCAGAAGAAGCAUCGUCGAACACGGGAUCGGUCUCGGUCAUCAUCAUCAUCCUCCCAGUCGUCACAUUCUUACAAAGCAGAGGAGUACACUGAAGAGACAGAGGAGCGAGAAGAGAGCACCACAGGCUUUGACAAAUCUCGGCUGGGGACCAAAGAUUUUGUGGGUCCAAGUGAGAGAGGAGGCAGAGCUCGAGGGACCUUUCAAUUUCGAGCUAGAGGAAGAGGCUGGGGCAGAGGCAACUAUGCUGGCAAUAACAGCAGUGGCAACAAUGAUUUCCAGAAGAGGACCCGAGAGGAGGAAUGGGACCCAGAAUAUACACCCAAAAGCAAAAAAUAUUAUCUGCAUGAUGAUCGAGAGGGUGAAGGCAGUGAGAAGUGGGUGAGCCGAGGCCGGGGCCGGGGCACCUUUCCUCGGGGUAGGGGCAGGUUCAUGUUCCGGAAAUCCAGCACCAGCCCCAAGUGGGCCCAUGACAAGUUCAGCGGAGAAGAAGGCGAGAUUGAAGAUGAUGAGAGCGGGGCGGAAAACCGAGAGGAGAAGGACAAUUUACAGGCAGCCGCUGAGUAGAGAGCCCCUGGAGGGCAACCACCCCCAAGGGAGAGAGGCAUCUAGCACUGGCUGGGGAGAUGUCCCAGAAAGACUGAAGAGCUGAAGAGAGGAUCCUCUGCAGGGCCCCCCCCCCCCCCAUCGCAUCUCCUUCCC